Messenger RNA from Baudoinia panamericana UAMH 10762, 1311 nucleotides. RefSeq lists its product as uncharacterized. Lineage: Eukaryota; Fungi; Ascomycota; Dothideomycetes; Mycosphaerellales; Teratosphaeriaceae. The transcript has a single exon. The record is from RefSeq and is a predicted model, not a curated record. Bases 92 to 1162 code for a protein of 356 amino acids.
CCUCCCUUUCAGACGCCGUCCGUCCACCGUACUUCGCUUACCUCAUCCGGCCGUCGGGUGCAAUUCAUCGGACUCUUACCACAUCGUCGCAAUGCCCUUACAACUGCUACCAGCAUCAGCGCAGGCUUUCGCUCCCCGGUCCGCACCGAACAUCGUCUUGAACACCAAGGUUGAGCCAUGGUUAACUCAGACGCUGAAGCGUAUCAAUAAGAUUAAGCGCCCUCUAAACAGCGUACCUCAACACUUCCGAUGCUUGACCGAGACGCUCGGCGGUGCGAAUGCGAUAUGGACGCUCGCAUCCUUAAUGCUACCAAAAGCACCGGAAAGUGAGCUGACCAAGGACUCAAACCCACUCAUGGAAGCGAUCCACAAUUACCAAAUGAUCCACCUUGAAGCCUACGUAGUUCACGUCGACAUGGUAUCGCAACACGAGGUCGCCUUCAAGCUGACCACAGACACUAUCGAGGCGCUUGUCGAUUACCACAAGGACAUCUACUCCGUCGAUGCUUCAGCAAGCACCUGGACGUGGCCGGAAAAGGAGACUCAAGUUAAGAAGCUGCAGGAAGACUUCAUGCAAGCCGCUAACAAGUUCGUCUUCCGGACCGGUGUUCGCGCGCUCGAGGGUCUGGAGGAAGAUGGUGCAGGAGAGCUGCUGGAAGGCCGCUCCGAGGACGUGAAGAACGCCAUCACGAACCUUUUCAUGCCUCUUCUUCCUCCGCCGCCACGGAUUGUCGAUGUCAUCGCCCCAGCUCCGAUGCUUCAUGUCCCUCACACCACGCUUGCUGGCAACUGGUGGCCGCAGCCGCACUCACUGGCGCCGCCUCAUCCCGCGCCCGUAGACUCGUGGAAGGUGUUGCCAUCAACGCCUUCACCGACUGCGACAAGUUGCAGCGACAACCAAUCGAGCGGUUUCUGGCAGGAUAUGAGCUUCAACCCGGUGCAACUACCCUCGCCGACUCCGUCCUACAGUCAGCCAGUGUACACCUCGGCGCCCUCACAGCAGUUCUACAGCUCGCCUGAGUGUUUCACCACCAUGCCAGCACCGCUGCCAAGUAUGCUGCAAACACACUGCGGUAUCGAUUACGGCAUGGGCAUGGGUGGGUUCAAUGACUUCGGCUGGACGCAGACCACCUUCUCACCGCAGUAUGCGACCAUCGCAUGAUGCAAUGCAGAUUCGCACAGAGAUGCAACCUCCAGCCGCGUCGUUGAUCGACACUAGCGUCUGUCGUCGUCCUGGCCAGACACGACAGCCACUUUCUGCAGACUUGGGACCCUGGUGCGCACAGAGUCACCCGACAUGCGACGAAGAAG